GAUAGACGAAAAAAAGUGAUCAGCAUGUAUCUCCAAUACUCAACAAUCUUGGCUCUAUUCCUCUUGUAUCUUGCAGCAACAACUCAUGCAAAGGAUGAUCAGUUUUUUGAGUGUGUCGACAUCUACAAACAACCCUCAUUGCAACAUCCUUUACUGAAACACCACAAACUCCAUAUUACAAUGAAUUCAACAAGGAGAAGUACUAUAUGUCCGAGAGGGAUGGUCCCGAUCCAGAAACUUCGAAACAACGUCAACAAUUUCAAUGCUCAAUCUAGAGUAGUAAAUUGGGCGACACUUGACACAAAAGCUGGAAGUAAAAAAUACCAUGGAGCGAGCGCAGUCAUAAGCAUACAUAAACCAACGUUCCGUGGCAAAGCAACAAGAAGUCAGAUUUGGAUUGAGAGUAGAGCUCCUCAAGGACUCAACUGCAUUAUGGUUGGUUGGGCGAUCGAUCCAGAGUUUUAUGGUGAUAACAAUACUCGUUUCACGACUUAUUGGACGAACGAUGGAUUUCAGAGAACGGGGUGUGCAAAUACAGUAUGCAAAGGAUAUAUACAACACUCUCCAGAAUUGUAUCCAGGCAAAACUUUUGACCACGUCUCUGCUUAUGGUGGUCACCAAGUAACUGCAAGUCUAUCUGUUAUUCGGGAUGGACCUACGGGGAAUUGGUUGCUAAUGAGUAAUGGUGCUCUAGUUGGAUAUUGGCCUAAGGAACUCUUCUCACAUCUAGGACAGGGAGCUGAUACAAUCCGUUACGGCGCGGGUACCGUUGGUGGUGCUCCGAUGGGCAACGGGAAGUUUCCAGAUAAAUGGAACGAUUUAAGUAAGUCAUCGUAUUUUAAAGACAUAAAGUAUGUUGAUGCCAAUUUGAAGAGCACUCCCAUCAGUGAGUUGGAGAUGGUUGUUAAUACGCCAAACCCCAACUGUUAUAAGUUGAAUUAUUUGAAAGAUAAACAAACCAUUACUUAUGGUGGUUCUUGCCCCUAAUUAUAAUUAAAUCUCUCUUUAUUUAUAAAUAAAUAUAUAUAUAUAUAUAACAAUUCUCAAUAUGUGAUUGUAAUAAUUUUCUCAUCCCUUGUUUUAUCUUUAA
Messenger RNA from Camelina sativa (false flax), 1090 nucleotides. RefSeq names its product protein neprosin-like. Lineage: Eukaryota; Viridiplantae; Streptophyta; Magnoliopsida; Brassicales; Brassicaceae. The record is from RefSeq and is a predicted model, not a curated record.